UGAUGAGUUUUCGGGAUGGAAGCCUGCUGUCUUCUUCUGAGCGCCCAGGAACCCGUCUUUGCCUUUCCUUCCCUGAGGAAUCUGGCCUCGUGGUCCCAGACCAACUCACAGUAUCCCCAGUUAGGGCCACCGUUUGCAACUCUUAGGGCUCGGGUGGAUGCCGCAGGAGAGCAGGAGGACUGGAAUGAAAUUGACCCAAUUAAAAAGAAAGAUCUUCAUCACAGCAACGGGGAUGAGAAAGCACAAAGCAUGGAGACCCUUCCUCCAGGAAAAGUGCGGUGGCGGGACUUUAACCAGGAAGCUUACGUCGGAGGGACGAUGGUCCGCUCCGGGCAGGACCCCUACGCCCGCAACAAAUUCAACCAGGUGGAAAGUGAUAAGCUGCGGAUGGACAGAGCCAUACCUGACACCAGACACGACCAGUGUCAACGGAAGCAGUGGCGGGUAGACCUGCCAGCCACCAGCGUGGUGAUCACGUUCCACAAUGAAGCCAGGUCGGCCUUGCUGAGGACAGUGGUCAGUGUGCUUAAGAAAAGCCCUCCCCACCUCAUAAAAGAGAUCAUCUUGGUGGAUGACUACAGCAAUGACCCUGAAGACGGGGCUCUCUUAGGGAAAAUUGAGAAGGUGCGGGUUCUCAGAAAUGAUCGGCGAGAAGGCCUGAUGCGCUCGCGGGUCCGGGGGGCCGACGCGGCCCAGGCCAAGGUCCUGACGUUCCUGGACAGCCACUGUGAGUGCAACGAGCACUGGCUGGAGCCCCUCCUGGAGAGGGUGGCCGAGGACAGGACUCGGGUCGUGUCCCCUAUCAUCGAUGUCAUUAACAUGGACAACUUUCAGUACGUGGGGGCGUCCGCUGACCUGAAAGGCGGUUUUGACUGGAACUUGGUCUUCAAAUGGGAUUACAUGACCCCAGAGCAGAGGAGAUCCCGGCAAGGGAACCCGGUCGCCCCCAUAAAAACCCCUAUGAUUGCUGGCGGGCUCUUCGUGAUGGACAAGCUCUACUUUGAAGAACUGGGGAAAUAUGACAUGAUGAUGGACGUGUGGGGAGGAGAAAACCUGGAGAUCUCAUUCCGCGUGUGGCAGUGCGGUGGUAGCCUGGAGAUCGUCCCCUGCAGCCGCGUGGGACACGUGUUCCGGAAGCAGCACCCCUACACUUUCCCGGGUGGCAGUGGCACGGUCUUUGCCCGUAACACCCGCCGGGCAGCAGAGGUCUGGAUGGACGAAUACAAAAAUUUCUAUUAUGCAGCAGUGCCUUCUGCCAGAAAUGUUCCUUAUGGAAAUAUUCAGAGCCGGUUGGAGCUCAGGAAGAAACUUAGCUGCAAGCCUUUCAAGUGGUACCUGGAAAAUGUCUACCCAGAACUAAGGCUCUGUAAGCCGCCCGAGGAGCAGCACCCAGCACCCCCCCGCCCCCCGGUGUGCGCUCUGGGCCCUCCCUGCCCAGCAGGUGCCUCUGCCCGGCCUCCCUGUUCUGGUUCCGAGGGUCUCGCCCUCCUCGCUCGUCUUGCCCUCGUGAGUGAGCGUCCAGAGCUGAGGGUCCCUGACCACCAGGAUAUAGCUUUCGGGGCCUUGCAGCAGGGAACCAACUGCCUGGACACUUUGGGACAUUUUGCUGAUGGUGUCGUUGGAGUCUAUGAGUGUCACAAUGCAGGGGGGAACCAGGAAUGGGCCUUGACGAAGGAGAAGUCGGUGAAGCACAUGGACUUGUGCCUGACGGUGGUGGACCGGGCACCAGGCUCUGUCAUAAAGCUGCAGGGCUGCCGAGAGAACGACACCAGACAGAAGUGGGAACAGAUCGAGGGCAACUCCAAGCUGCGGCACGUGGGCAGCAACCUGUGUCUGGACAGCCGCGCGGCCAGGAACGGGGGCCUGAGCGUGGAGGUGUGCGGCCCCGCCCUGUCUCAGCAGUGGAAGUUCACGCUCAACCUGCAGCAGUAAGCGGAGCCCGCCGGGCCGCGGUAGCCCGGCCCCCACGCCGGCUGAGUCUGGAGGUCACGUUAUUGAUUAUGUUUCUUGAACUUUCUGCGAAACUAUAUACCUCAGUAUUCCAUCAUGGUCUGAAAGUCGGAGAACUUGUGCGAGGCACGGGGCCUGGGCGGACACCGAAGAGGCCCGGAAAGAGAACCGCUCUCCUCGCCCCCCAGGAGGCGGCCAGGCCCCUCCUCCGAGGCCGCGGCCGCCCACCCCCGGCAACACACCCCCCCCGCCCCCCCACCCCGGGACGGCCGAGGCGCCGCCCCAGCACGGACCAGUGCGGGGCAGGGAGGGCGGAAGGGGGGCCGUUGCUGCGUCACCCCGAGGAGAACUCUUUUGAAAUCUCCAUUUUUGAUCCCAUCGAAAUCACGUCUGGUUUCCACAACAGCGAACCGCGUCAUUUUGCAGGUUUACGUUGUAUUCCCCUGUCCCUGCUCCUCCGUUCCCAGCUGUCUUCCCAGCACAGACCCCCUCUUCCACGUGACGUACUUGCUCUAUUUGAAUAUGAACUUUUCUAUGGUGGGACACUAAAUAUAAAUAUAUAUAAAGGAAGAAUGUACGGUCAGUUCCCUAUGGUUUCUGUAGGUUGUCCUCAUCUUGUAAAUUGCCCAGACAGCAGUUAGUUCACGGCCGGAAGUAAGAGGGACGGGGCCCUUGGGGGGGUGGGGAAGGUGGGCUCUGUCACCCCCCCCAGCCCCAUCAGUGAGCUGGUGCUACGGGGGCCGCUGGGGGCUUCCCUGCCACUGGGCCUCAGGAGGCUAGGGGUGCGGGGGAGGGGGGGCGGACUGCCAGCCUCAGCCCGGGCACCUCCGUGGGCUUCAGCUUGGGAGUCACUGCUAAGUGUCAGCAUCCACCUUCUGUGCCCUUGGUUUCUGGAAACCUGGAUGCGCUACUUAUUUUGACAAACAUUACUUUGGGUCUUUUUGAAUUAAAUUUCUUUUCCCUUAGGGAAAAAACAAAAACCCAGCGGCCUCCCAGCUCCCAGUAGGUGACAGUAGGAAGCUGUCCUAGGCUGGCAUUGGGCAAAUCGUGGGUGUCCCGUGAGCUGGUCCCUGGGCUCUGGAAUCUGGCCUGCCCACACCGUCUCCCUCCCAGGCCCAGGUGCCUGCUUUCCAUCAUGAGGCAUUGGGUCAAGAGUUGGGAGAGGCGGAAACCAUCCAAUGCCCGAUCAGCUGACGUGGAGGAUUCUGGGCACAACACAGGAGGCGUGUGCGUUAGGAAGCAGAGAUCAGUAUAACCACGAGCCAGUGAGGAACUAAGUCGUGACAGGAAGAGAUGCCCAGGAAUGUCCCUGCAGAGCCCCCCUUGCCUUUGCAGUGGCCCCGCAUGCUGUGACAGGGCAGUCCCCGGCCCCCUACGGAGUGGCCCUCCUGCACACGUGUGGUCUCAGAGAGGCUGGCCACCCCAGGCCACCCCUGGCUGCUGCGGAGUGGGAUGUGCAUCAGAAAUGCACAUCCUCAGGCCCCUUCGGGGAGGGCCCCGGGGGGGGGGGUCACAGAGUGAGAAGUGGCCCCAGAAGAUUCUGCAAAGUGCCACUCUGUUCCCUGCCCGUUUCUUCUAGGCAAGGGGACGCUAUUGGUCUUUCUUCCUUCGCUGCACAAGGCCCACGUGUGUUUGCUCUAGGUCACCGGGAUGGGGUGUAGAGGCAUGGCUCGGGGACUCUCCUGCGGCUUCCCUUCUGCCCUCUGCCCAGCAACCGGAUGUACCUUCAGUGGACAGGGAGGCCAUAGCUGGAUUACCUGUGCACAGCUGUGUCUUCAGAGGCUGGUCUUGACUACAGAGAGGCCUCGGGGAGAGGGCCAGCUACCUGUGCAAGGCUGUUGAAUGCAGGUGGGGCAGGAGGAACCAGACUCAGCCCGAGCAUCUGGGUCCCAUCAUCAGACCCCGUCCCCUGUGAGCCCCUGCCAUUGUUUGCAAAAAAUACCCCAUGGUUAGCAAACACAUUUGGCCUUGAUGUAAAACAAAUUCGAGUCAGGUUCUUGAUGAGUCCUUCCCCUACACACCCCAGCCCCACCCAGAACUCUCACCGAGUUUGUACCAUCGGGAUGGGCCGACCUGGCCCCUUUUGGGGUCGCUCCCCGUCCCUGAGCUGGGGGGCGGGGGGCUGGCAGCCUCGGACCCCGCGUUGUGAGCAGAGGUGGGGCUGGGAGGGCUCCCUGGAGGUGAGCUAUGUUUACAAGACAACAGUGUGCCAAAGUGACUUACUGCGGUUGCAUUAUUUCUUAGUCAUCCCGACGACCCCACCCUCUCACUCCUGUUUUUACAAGUACAGAUUCUUUCCUGAGAGCCCUUUGAGCAAAGCGUGGCGAAGCUAGUUGUCCUCUGUGGUGGUCUUUCUUAUGUCUUCAUCAAAGCUAAAAUGAUGGUCUCUGUGAGUAUGUUUUGCAAAUUCAAAAUAUAGUUUGGUAAUUUUUUUUCCAGUUGAUUUUUAAAAAGAACUGCUGUACAGAGCUUGUACUUUGUCCAUUUUAUAGAUGGAAACCAUCCUUGAAAAUUGUUUAACUUAAAUAAAGAGAAGAUACUUUAUAGAUAAUGCU
This is a messenger RNA of Zalophus californianus (California sea lion), 4505 nucleotides long. It is a transcript of the gene GALNT2, whose product is annotated as polypeptide N-acetylgalactosaminyltransferase 2. Bases 16 to 1932 code for a protein of 638 amino acids. The transcript has 17 exons. The record is from RefSeq and is a predicted model, not a curated record. NCBI's taxonomy places the organism in Eukaryota, Metazoa, Chordata, Mammalia, Carnivora, Otariidae. Gene Ontology annotation, cellular component: Golgi apparatus.